Messenger RNA from Misgurnus anguillicaudatus (oriental weatherfish), 1522 nucleotides. RefSeq lists its product as uncharacterized. Lineage: Eukaryota; Metazoa; Chordata; Actinopteri; Cypriniformes; Cobitidae. Gene Ontology annotation, molecular function: protein binding. The record is from RefSeq and is a predicted model, not a curated record.
CCACGUAAGGGGACCCUCGGUGUAUGUAUAUAAAAACGACUCAUUCUAAGAUAAUAAAAACAUAACGGCUCAUUAUGAAAGGUCUUUAUACACCACUGAUAAUAUAGUUUUGUAUAUUAUUUUGCAUUUCUGUCAAGAGAUCCUUCUAAAAAUUACACACUGCACCUUUAAGGUGAAGUGUGAAUGUUAUGUAAUAGACAGUGGAAGUUGUAAACAAAACUGACAGUAAACAAAUCACCUGAGCGGAAAACGAAACCUUUAACAUGUGUGUAUAGUCAGAUGAAGUGGAUCUGUGAUGUGCCUCGCUUUACCUGAGCAUCCUUAUCACAAAAUCACACCAAAUACACUCCCUUGUCGGUAUUUUUUCUUCAAGAUUAUUACAGUGCCUGUUUAAAGCUCAAGUAUAAUUGUUUACAAAUGACAAACUCUUAAAAAUAAAGGUUAAAACCAGAUUAUCUAGAAAUGUUGCUAUAUAAUUUACUUGGGUACAUACUAAAGGAUACUACAGAUUAUGUCACGUGGGUUGGAACAAAGAUGACAUGAAUCUAUAUUAUUAUUAUUAUUAUUAUUGACCUAUAUGCCUGCAUGUUUUCUAAUACUAAUAAUUGGUUUACCAGAUAUUUAUUGUUUGUAAGGAUUGAAAUCAGUGCAAUGGAAACUGAAAGUUACAGUGCUGUAAUUCCAGGAAGCAAGACUUCUUUUAAAGCACUAGUAUAUAUGCAUGCCUCCCUCCUCUGAGGUUAUUUGCAUUUGGAAGACUUGGCUACUGUUCAGCAGAAGAUCAACUAAGCGGAUCAUGAUGGAACUGGAAAUAGUACAGAUGAAUGGGGAUACAAUACAUCUGACAGUGGACAACAAUGCCACAGUUGGUCGACUGAAGCAGCUCAUUUCACAAAACUUAAAUGUUAAUCCUCCUAAACUAAAGCUGUCUGCUAAUAAUGGUGAUCAACGAAAUAACCUUGAUGAUGAUACCAAAACCCUCAGCAGUUACAACCUGCGCUCAGGGUCCACCGUAAUGGUCCUCAUCAAGAAACCUAUACCUAUACAGGUUUUGGUCAGCAAUGAGAAGGACAUAACACAUACCUAUGAUGUUGAUGCUGAUGAGAAGGUAGAUGAUCUCCAGGAGAAGAUCUUUAACAAAGAACGAACCCCACCAGAUCAACAGAAGCUUGUGUACAAUGGUAGACAACUGGAGCCUGGCAAGAUGCUGCAAGAAUACAACAUCACAUCUGGAAGCACCAUUUUUAAGAAACUUUGUCUCCGAGGAGGUGAAUGAAGAAAAUAAUAGAAGUUUUUAAUUUUAAAGUGUGAAAGCAGUUUAAUUCGCUGAUGUACCUUUAAUGCAACUAUAAUAUAUACAUCUCUCAAACCUGGUGGAAGCAGAAUAUUUAAAAAAUGAUUUUAUUUAUCAAAUAUUUUUACAUGAAUUAAACUAAUCUAUUUUUCUUGCAUGUUCUGUGCUUCUUCUUUGGUUGUGUAUUUGUAUGUAUAUUAUCCAUCAUAAAUAAAACAUACAUAUGAA